Molecule: messenger RNA, 1053 nt
Organism: Arabidopsis thaliana (thale cress)
Lineage: Eukaryota; Viridiplantae; Streptophyta; Magnoliopsida; Brassicales; Brassicaceae
Product: RING/U-box superfamily protein
Exons: 1
Coding region: 217-846 (209 amino acids)
Source: RefSeq, marked reviewed
UUAAUUCGUGUUUUUCAAUUUAAAGAGAGAAUAAUAUAAUAAUGACUUCAAUCGUAAUUCGGACGUAACCGAAAAAAGCUUUAAAACCCAAAGCAAUACACGAAUUCCAAAACACUUCACACUCUCUUCAAUGGCGGAAAUUUUCUUCAGAAUCCUUUCUUGUUUAUUUUUCUCGUAAUCCUCUCUUCUUUUAAAGCGUCUGUAGCUGAGUCGACAAUGAGUCAACUCGGUGUUGAAACUAGUCAAGCCCAGCCGGAGACGCCACAGUCAACGACAUUUCUCGAUUUGCUCCGACUCCAAAUGGACGGUCUCGAUCGAAGUAGGAGAAGGAAACGAACUCUUAAAGAACGGCUAGGAUUCAAACGAAUUGGAUGCUGUGGACCAACUUGGGGUCUCCGGUUAACAAGUAACACUGGCGAAGACGACGACGAGCCAUUUGAAAACCGGCUUGUUUCCGGGUCGGAUCAUGUAACGGGUCCGUUAAAUCAAGGUAUGAAUCUCGCAACGGCGUUAGCAGCGGAGAGAAAUUACCGAACGGAGGAAACGGAAGCAUCAGGGAGUUUAACGCCGUUAAAAGUGUCGUUAAUGAGAUUGCUCGAAGAAACGGCGGAGAGAGUCGUCGUUGAAGAGAAUGAAACGGAGAGAGUAACGGCGUCGGCGUCGUCGACGGUUAGAGGAGUUAAUAAUGAUUCGGUGUGUUGCGUGUGCAUGGGAAGGAAGAAAGGAGCAGCGUUUAUCCCAUGUGGACAUACUUUUUGCAGAGUGUGUUCUCGAGAGGUGUGGCUUAAUCGAGGAUCGUGUCCUCUUUGUAACCGUCCGAUCAUCGAGAUCCUCGACAUUUAUUGAUUACUGAAUCCUACGGCUCAAAUUAGUCCGGUUGCACGUGAGUUCAGUGAGGUGGUGUGUGCCUAGAGAUUCACGAGUGUUACGUACGAAAUUUAAUCACGGUGUCUAUGUUUUCUCUUAUUGGAAUUUGGAGUAUCAUUCAUUAUCAGAGAUCAAAAGUAAUUCAAGAUUUUUUUUCAUAUAUAGUGAAAGAGUAAUGAUGAUGCU